Telopea speciosissima is the source of this 1815-nucleotide messenger RNA. Its product is annotated as transcription factor PIF1-like. Gene Ontology annotation, molecular function: protein dimerization activity; DNA-binding transcription factor activity. The coding region runs from base 121 to 1647 and encodes 508 amino acids. Gene Ontology annotation, biological process: regulation of DNA-templated transcription. NCBI's taxonomy places the organism in Eukaryota, Viridiplantae, Streptophyta, Magnoliopsida, Proteales, Proteaceae. The record is from RefSeq and is a predicted model, not a curated record. The transcript has 9 exons.
AAAUCUUCUUCUGCGCCUUAAAAGUUGUUGAAUUUCCAAACUGGGGUUUCUGGUUUUCUCCACCUCUUUUAGUUUUUACCCGUUUCAUCUUGUAGUUAGAAGGUAAGGUAGCGGUCAAGAAUGAAUCACUGUGUUCCUGAUUUUGAAUUAGAGGAGGAAGAGUUGAACUUUAACCCAACACCCUCGGGAUUACACUGGCAGAAGAAAUCGAAACUUCCAGAGGAAGAAGAGCUGGUGGAGCUGGUAUGGCAAAAUGGUCAGGUCGUUAUGCAGAGCCAGAGCCAUACACAGAGAUCUCCCAAAAAAUCUUCACAGAGAGAUGCAAUCUUGGACGUCCGAUCGUGUGCUACGGCGGCAGAGGAAGACGCAUCGCGUCAUCUGUUCAUGCAGGAAGACGAGAUGGUCUCAUGGAUGCACUACCCUUAUCCUCUCGAGGAUUCCUUCGACCGAGACUUCUGUUCUGAUCUCCUCUACACUUCUCCGACCAGAAACAUCAGCCAUUUGAGUAAGGUUACUCAGAUUCCGGAAGAAAAUAAGACUACGGCUCCGGCUCCGGCUGGUGCUCUGCCACAGGCGACUCCACGGCUGCCGCCAAUACCUCUUUCGAGGCAAGCGGAACAUUCGUCCAGAAAAAAAUUUCGGCCGCCCGUAUUGGAUAAGGUGGUGAGGGAAUCGACAGUUAUAGAUUCGAACGAGACGCCGGCAGUGGGACCCGGAUCUCGGGUUUCGAACGGUGCGAGAAUUUCGGCGCCGGUUUCUGGUGAGAACUUGGGGUGCGGGAGUAUUGUGGGCGAUGUAACGACGACGGAUUUGGUGAGAGAGUUGAACUGCGAGACAACCGUGACGUCAUCUUCCGCCGUCUCCGGUGGUAGUGCAGAGCAGUUAGGGAGGCCACCGACAGUUGACCGUAAACGGAAGGGAAGAGAAGAAGAAGACACCGAGAGCCACAGUGAGGAUGUGGAAUCCAUGGAUGAAAAGAAACAAGCUCGUGGGUCGACAUCAGCUAGAAGAGCUCGUGCUGCCGAGGUCCACAAUCUCUCUGAGAGGAAGCGUCGAGAUAGGAUAAAUGAGAAGAUGAAGGCCUUGCAAGAACUCAUACCUCGAUGCAACAAGUCAGACAAAGCUUCAAUGCUGGACGAGGCAAUAGAGUACUUGAAGUCUUUACAGUUACAAGUGCAGAUGAUGUCUAUGGGAUGCAGCAUGGUUCCUAUGAUGUUCCCCAGUGUCCAGCACUUCAUGCCUCCAAUGGGGAUGGGAAUAGGGAUGGGGAUGGGUAUGGGCAUGGAUAUGGGUAUGAGCAGACCAAUGCUGCCAUUUCCUCCGGUAUUAGCUGGCUCAACCAUGCCUAAUCCAGCUGCAGCAGCUCAUCUUAGUCCAAGUCUCCCUUUGCCUCCAUUUCAUCUACCCGCUGUAUCUACUUCUGAUCUAUCCAGAAUGCAAGCAGCGCCAAACCAGUCAGAUCCAGCAAUCAUGAACUCAAUUGGCAUCCAGAGUCUCAACCAGCAUCAGGUCCCGAGUUUUGUUAAUCCAUAUCAACACUACAUUUCCCUCCACCAGAUGCAAGUAUCACCUCCUCAGGUCCAAGCCAUUGCCCGGCCAAGCACCAGUAAGGGAGUUGAUACUCCUGAAAAUCAUCAGUCUGGUUGAAAUAUUGGGAAGAUAGGUAGUGGAACUGUCGAAGGCACUGCCUGCAAAGUUUUGUAGAGAGAGAGAGAGAGAGAGAGAGCAGUACCUCUUGAGACGGUCAGUUGAGCAGUACCACUUGAGACGGUCAGGCUCAACUGACUAUUCAAAUUUAAUGCGGCUAACUUGUAA